Miscanthus lutarioriparius is the source of this 1662-nucleotide messenger RNA. Lineage: Eukaryota; Viridiplantae; Streptophyta; Magnoliopsida; Poales; Poaceae. The record is from the annotation of a GenBank genome assembly.
AUGGCGUCUCGCCGGGUCGCCUCCUCGCUCCUCCGCUCCGUCUCCCGCCUCCGGGCCACCUCACCCGCGGCGCCGCGCCCGCGCGCGCCGCCGCACCGCCCGUCCCCUGCCGGGUACCUCUUCAACCGCGCCGCCGCCUACGCGUCCUCCGCCGCGGCCCAGGCGGCGCCCGCCACCCCGCCGCCGGCUACCGGGAAGACCGGGGGCGGCAAGAUCACCGACGAGUUCACCGGCGCCGGCGCCAUCGGCCAGGUGUGCCAGGUGAUCGGCGCCGUCGUCGACGUGCGCUUCGAUGAGGGCCUCCCGCCCAUCCUCACGGCGCUCGAGGUGCUCGACAACAACAUACGCCUCGUGCUCGAGGUGGCGCAGCACCUUGGCGAGAAAAUGGUGCGCACCAUCGCUAUGGACGGCACGGAGGGGCUCGUCCGCGGCCAGCGCGUCCUCAACACCGGCUCCCCCAUCACCGUGCCUGUUGGCAGGGCUACCCUUGGACGCAUCAUAAAUGUCAUCGGUGAGCCGAUUGAUGAGAGGGGUGACAUAACUACAAACCACUUCCUCCCUAUUCAUCGUGAAGCCCCUGCUUUCGUCGAGCAGGCCACUGAGCAGCAAAUUCUUGUUACUGGAAUCAAGGUCGUGGAUCUUCUUGCACCCUACCAAAGGGGUGGAAAGAUUGGUCUCUUCGGUGGUGCAGGAGUGGGUAAAACUGUGCUCAUUAUGGAGCUGAUCAACAAUGUUGCUAAGGCACAUGGUGGUUUCUCUGUGUUUGCUGGUGUUGGAGAACGUACCCGUGAAGGUAAUGACCUGUACAGGGAAAUGAUUGAAAGUGGUGUCAUUAAGCUAGGUGACAAGCAGAGUGAAAGCAAGUGUGCUCUUGUCUACGGGCAGAUGAACGAGCCCCCGGGUGCUCGUGCUCGUGUUGGGUUGACUGGUUUGACUGUUGCUGAACAUUUCCGUGAUGCUGAAGGACAAGAUGUGCUUCUGUUUAUUGACAACAUUUUCCGUUUCACUCAGGCAAACUCUGAGGUGUCUGCUCUUCUUGGACGUAUCCCAUCUGCUGUGGGAUACCAGCCAACCCUUGCCACUGAUCUUGGAGGACUGCAAGAGCGUAUCACGACAACAAAGAAGGGUUCUAUUACGUCUGUCCAGGCUAUCUAUGUGCCUGCUGAUGACUUGACGGAUCCCGCUCCCGCCACUACCUUUGCCCAUCUUGAUGCUACAACUGUGUUGUCACGACAGAUCUCUGAGCUUGGUAUUUAUCCUGCUGUCGAUCCACUGGAUUCCACAUCAAGAAUGCUUUCUCCCCACGUGCUGGGUGAGGAUCACUACAACACUGCUCGUGGUGUUCAGAAGGUUCUUCAGAACUACAAAAAUCUUCAGGAUAUUAUUGCUAUCUUGGGUAUGGACGAGCUCAGUGAGGAUGACAAGUUGACAGUCGCUCGUGCAAGAAAGAUUCAGCGUUUCCUGAGCCAGCCUUUCCAUGUCGCUGAAGUUUUCACGGGUGCUCCAGGGAAGUAUGUAGAGCUGAAGGAAAGCGUGAAGAGUUUCCAGGGUGUUUUGGAUGGGAAGUAUGAUGACCUCUCCGAGCAGUCAUUCUACAUGGUUGGAGGCAUUGAGGAAGUCAUUGCUAAGGCUGAGAAAAUUGCCAAGGAGUCUGCUUCAUAA